AUGGUGUUUGACCCUGCCUAUAUUGCAGCUAUCAUCAUUUACUUGUCAGCACUUAUUGGCACGGUAGGCAACUUGGUCAUCCUUUUUGCCUUCAUCAGCAAUGCAAUCCGGCACAAAGUCCUUCAGCCCUUGGACAAAAUUAUCAUCAAUAUGGCCCUGGUGAACCUCUUGCUGUGUUGCUACAAGGAAAUCCCCGGACUCCUCUUCUUUACCAACACCAAGAUUUUCGGAGAGCAGGCGUGUCGGGUCCUUCUCUACACUUACCAUAUGCUGAGGCUGAUCAGCAUCUGGUCGGUGGAGAACUUGAGUUUCCUUCAUCUGAUCAAAAUUCAGAGACCGAACCACCGCUGGUCAAAAUUCAUCUACAGGCACCAGGGGCAGUACGUGAACAGCAUCCUUGUGGGCUGCUGGAUAUUCAGCAUCCUCUUCCACAUCCCUUACCUUCAAUAUGACGAAGAGAUGGAGAAAAACAACAACCGGACCAUCAUAUAUCUAGGGGCCACCUCCUGCACCAGUUCCACUGGGAAGUUCCUCACGAAGUUCACCACAUACAGCUCAGUCAGUUUGGAUCUCAUCGUCAUCAUCCUUGUGAUCAUCUUGAAUGGCUUCAUCAUUGACCUUCUCUGCAAACACAGGAGAAAAGUGAGGGCAAUCUCGACCGCGGACAGCGGCUGGAAUAAACACACAGCUCAGGCCACAAAAAUCUUGCUUUCAUUGCUGUCCAUCUAUGUUGUCUGCUGGAUCUCCAGUGACAUGGUCUGGAUUGCCAUUGUUUCAGGACUCAUCGAGAGCAAUUUUGAACACAGCAUCCUCAACAGUUACUAUGGACUUCUCUCCUCUAUUUAUUACUCUGCCAGCUCCUAUGUGGUGGUGUUUGGAUACCGUAAAGUCAGAGAAUACCUGAAUGAAGCUUGCUGGUGCCUGAAAUGCAAGAAGUCCAUGGUUGUUCAGACCGUGGAAUAG
Molecule: messenger RNA, 963 nt
Organism: Alligator sinensis (Chinese alligator)
Lineage: Eukaryota; Metazoa; Chordata; Crocodylia; Alligatoridae
Product: vomeronasal type-1 receptor 2
Exons: 1
Coding region: 1-963 (320 amino acids)
Biological process (GO): G protein-coupled receptor signaling pathway
Cellular component (GO): membrane
Molecular function (GO): pheromone receptor activity
Source: RefSeq, a predicted model, not a curated record